AUGUCGCUGAAGCUGGGGAUGGCCGUUGCAUGGACCUGGAUCUUCCUCAUUGUCUUCCUGGUGACAGCGCCAGUCCUUCUCCUAGUGCUCCUGGGUUGGCUUCUCCCACGACGCUCCGCUCGAAGUGCUGGACAGAAGAUCCGCAUCGCGUUCGUCCACCCAGACCUGGGCAUUGGUGGAGCGGAGCGCUUGGUGGUGGAUGCCGCAGUGGCGCUUCAGAAUCAUGGCCAUGAGGUGGAGAUGUUCACAGCAAGGCAUGAAAAAGACCACUGCUUCGAAGAGACAAGGAAUGGAACUCUCAAAGUCCACGUCUUUGGCGAUUUCCUUCCGAGGAGAAUCUGCGGCCGGUUCUACGCUGCCUGCGCAUACCUUCGAAUGUGCUGGGUGUCACUCAGAAUCCUCCUGCUGUCCUUCGCUGGCGGGUUUCAUGUUCUGAUCGUUGAUCAGGUGUCCAUUUGUCUUCCAAUCUUGCGCUUGGCCCGGCCGCACGGCAUUAUCUUCUACUGCCACUACCCAGAUUACCUCCUGACCACCAAGUCUUCGGUACUGAAACGGCUGUACCGAUUUCCCUUGGAUCUGAUGGAGGAGCUGACCACAGGUAUGGCAGAUCAGAUCUACGUGAACUCCUCUUUCACUGCUGGCGUCUUUGCUGAAGCCUUUCCCCUGCUGGAUUGCCUGGGUAUCAUUCCCAGCGUGCUGUAUCCACCCUUGAACUUGCAAGACCAGGAUAGCAAUGCCAGCAAGGCGGGUGAGCUCUCCUUCCUGAAGCCGGGGGAACAACUCCUGCUGUCCAUCAAUCGCUUCGAACGGAAGAAGAACGUCGGGUUGGCGAUUCGGACCCUGGCAGAGCUGCCAUCGGAGUUGUUCGCCAAGACAAAACUCGUCUUGGCGGGGGGCUAUGAUGAGCGGCUCCCUGAAAACGUCGAACACGCGGCUGAACUGGAGGCCCUGGCCAAGAGCCUGGGGGUAGCGGAGCAUGUGGUGCAAAUGAGGUCAGUGUCAGCAACGCAGAAGGCGAGCCUCUUGCGACAUGCCGCCGCCUUGCUGUACACCCCUGACCGGGAGCACUUUGGCAUCGUGCCGGUGGAAGCCAUGUAUGCAAGGUUGCCGGUCGUGGCUGUGAACACGGGCGGGCCGUUGGAAAGCAUUGUGGAGAAUGAAACUGGCUACCUGCGACCCCAAGAUCCAAAGGCUUGGGCGGAGUGCGUCGCCAAACUGCUGAGAGAUACCGAGCUGCGGAAGCGCUUGGGGGAGGCUGGCCGCAGGCGUGCGCGGGAGAAAUUCUCCCUGGAGGCAUUUGGGAAGAUACUUCAUGGAUCGGUGGAACAGUUAGAUGGAGACCUGUCCAAGAAGUCCAAGAAAUCCGAGUGA
Messenger RNA from Cladocopium goreaui, 1371 nucleotides. Lineage: Eukaryota; Dinophyceae; Suessiales; Symbiodiniaceae. The record is from the annotation of a GenBank genome assembly.